Nipponia nippon (crested ibis) is the source of this 1188-nucleotide messenger RNA. The record is from RefSeq and is a predicted model, not a curated record. NCBI's taxonomy places the organism in Eukaryota, Metazoa, Chordata, Aves, Pelecaniformes, Threskiornithidae.
AUGAGGCGUAAAGGUGGCCUAGGCCACCCUGUCGUUGUCCCCAGCAGCCAGGGCCACCGGCGUGUCCCUGUGGCAGCAGCUGUUGGGGGCACGGGGGGUGGGAAGCUGCAGACGCUGGACGUGCUGCUGCGGCGCCUGAAGGCGGGGGCCCACCGCGUCCUCAUCUUCACCCAGAUGACCCGGAUGCUCGACAUCCUCGAGCGCUUCCUCACCUACCACGGCCACAUCUACCUGCGCCUGGACGGCAGCACCCGUGUCGAGCAGCGCCAGGCCCUGAUGGAACGUUUCAACGCCGACAAGCGCAUCUUCUGCUUCAUCCUCUCGACCCGCAGCGGUGGCGUCGGCGUCAACCUAGCGGGUGCCGACACCGUCGUCUUCUAUGACAGCGACUGGAACCCCACCAUGGACGCCCAAGCCCAGGACCGGUGCCACCGCAUCGGCCAAACCCGUGACGUCCACAUCUACCGGCUCAUCAGCGAGAGGACGGUGGAGGAGAACAUCCUCAAGAAGGCCAACCAGAAGAGGAUGCUGGGAGAUAUGGCCAUCGAGGGGGGGAACUUCACCACCGCCUACUUCAAGCAGCAAACGAUCCGGGAGCUGUUUGACAUGGCGCCGGAGGAGCCGGGACGCCGGGAGCCGGACAGGGACAAGGAGAAGGAGAAGGAGAGGGACGGGGACGUCCCCCCCGAUGAGGACGAGGACCCGGCAGCCACCCGGCGCACACACAUCCUCGAGCAGGCGCUGUGCAGGGCGGAGGACCCCGAGGACAUCCGGGCGGCCUCGCAGGCGCAGGCGGAGCGGGUGGCGGCGUUGGCCGAGUUCAGCGAGAGCCUCAGCCCCGAGGAGGAGCGGGGUGGCCCGGAGCCCGAGGAGGAGCUCUCCAAGGCCGAGCAGGAGAUCGCCGCCCUGGUGGAGCAGCUGACGCCCAUCGAGCGCUACGCCAUGAACUUCUUGGAGGCCUCGCUGGAGGACGUCAGCCGGGAGGAGCUGAAGCAGGCGGAGGGCACCCCAAAACCUCCCGAGGGCACCCCGAAACCCGGCACAGCCCCUCCCGCCCACGCAGGGCAGCCACCGUGGCUAAAAGCGAUGGAAGCGGCCCCCAAAAUGGCCUUGGGGACCUCCAAAAAGGCCUCGGGGACCUCUAAAAAGGCCUUGGGGACCCCCAGAAUUACCCUGGGGACCCCCUAA